Molecule: messenger RNA, 400 nt
Organism: Hymenoscyphus albidus
Lineage: Eukaryota; Fungi; Ascomycota; Leotiomycetes; Helotiales; Helotiaceae
Source: the annotation of a GenBank genome assembly
AUGGUUCAUUCGCCUUCUAUAAUUCGCUGUGCGAUCGCCAUUAUUCCUAGAGACGUCAAAUUCUGCAUCGCAGAAGGUACAAACGAGUCUCGGAGGUGGGGCGUAUUGUGUGAAAUGGGAAGCGCCGUGGGCUAUCCAUUCCUGGUGGAGUUCAGGUCUAAAUUGCACUUGGCAGCCCAAGAAGGAAAACUCGCAGGGCAGGUCAUAGCCGCUAUUAUAGUCGCCCAUCGUAAGUUGACGAUUCAGAUCCCAAGGAAUCGGAUUCUCGGGAGCGCUUGACCGCGAGGAAGCACUCUCGGCGUCAGUGUUCGAGAAGACGGACGACGCGGUGGUGGAGGCAGAGGAUCUCCUACUGACAGAAGAGGCAGAAGAGGUUGGAUGGGUUCUUGCUGCCGGAUGA